AUGGGUGUAAUGUUUGGAAUGCCAAGAAUGAUAGGAAGAAGAACUGAUGACACCAUUUUGAUGGGAAGCGGUGGAUGGAGACAGAAACCAUUCUACAUUAGAUACUUUGGCAGGAGCAACAUGGUUACAAGACCAAUGCUAAAAAAUGCGAUCCUGAACUUGCUCAAGCGUACUGGAAUCAAGAAGAAGAAUGGAAAAGAUCGCAAUUCUGAAUCUGAAGGUGGCGAAGAUAGUGAUGAAGACAAUGAGGAUGAUGCCGAAAAUGAAAAAGUACAGGAUAGUGAAGAUGAUGAAGUUAUUGAGCACAUGAUACCAAGAGUAGAAACUGAACAAAAUCUGGAAGAUAUGUUGUUGUAUGCGGAGCAUACUCAGUUGGUGAAACCACUGAAGUUACCAGAUGAUCGAUACCUGCCGAGAGAGUUUGAGGAUUUGGAAGUGGAGCAUGAGGAUUUAAGGCUUACAAUUGCAUCAAAAUGGGGAGAGUUACAGAGCAGGAAACAUGACAGCCUCCCUACUAAUGUGAGUAAGCUUGAAGAACUUUUGAAUGAUAUAUAUCACAAAGCUUACCCACCUCCACAAUCAAACUCGGAAGAUCAAAAAUAUAGUAGUAUCUUAGAAGAAGAUGUUCAUUUGAGUGGUAAUUCAGACGACACCAUUCCAUCGGCAACUACUCCCUUAGAGAGUGAAAAGGAAAUUCCAGUUGAUACACAAGAAAUAACGAAUGAACAUGGAAAUGCUACUCCAACUAUGCCUGUUAUUGGGAGCUCUGAAGAAAAUCCCACACAAUACGCUCUUGAGGUUUCACAGUUUAAAAUAUGGGAUCGAUCUUAUUUGGAGCGUAAGGUGAAAGAGCUGCAAGAGGAAAAGAGCAUGCCAGAACUAUCACAUACUGAAAAAGAUGAACUCCAACAAACAGCAGCAACACAGGUUCUCGGUAAUAUUGAAAUAGAAGUUGGUUCUCUUAGAGAGAGACGUGAUGCUUCACUUGAAGAAAUGUUGUCGCAUAUGCAGUUUACGCCCUUGGUUUGUGAGCUACCGAGUCUGAAAGAACUGCAUAGUGUGCCGAUGGAGAAACUCAUUGACCUGGACAUCCAUGACAAGGGUAUUUAUACCAAUGAGUACUCAAAAUAUCCACAAGCUGAAAUUAUGGGGGAUCCUAUUUCGUCUUUAGGAAGUCUUGAUCUGGAGUACCCGUCGACUGUUUCAAGACCAACUUUUGAAUUGGGUUUAGGACUAAAUGUUGAAAAUGGAGAAGAGGUGCAACAACCUGUAAUUGAUCUAGGUGCACCUGAUCCACCUCAAAUCCAUCUUGCAGCUACGUCUGCGCCUAAUGAAGCUCCAAUUGGUAUAGAAACAUCAAAUCAAGCUCAAAUUAAUCCCUUGGCUGAGAAAGCUCAAAUCAAUACUUCACCUACACUUAAUGUAGCUUCAGCAAUUGAUCUAGCUGCACCCAAACAAGCUCAUAUGAAUCCUGCAACUGAGAAAUAUGAACUUCAGCAACCUCAACGAAGGCUGCCGAUUCCACAGAAGUCUCUAGUUUUAGAUGUUGAAAAGGGAGAGGAAGCUCUAUUAAAGAAGAUUAAAAGCGCCGAAAAAGCUAAUGCAUAUGCUGAGACUCUCGAAAUUCUUGCUGAGCUACAAAAGGGUAAGGAACCUGGGGUAAGUCAGACAUCAGCGGAAGACGUCGUACCACUUGCCGAGAGACUCGAAGAUAAUAUGUCUACAAAGGGUAAGGAAGUCGAACCAAUAGAGAAGAAAAAGGCGAGUAUAUCAGUCAAGGACAAGGAAGUUGCUUCAAGAGAGAUGAAAAAGGAGACUAUCUCAUCCAAGGAGAAGAAAGAUACUCCAAAAAUCACAUUUACCCCUCAGAAGCCAAUAACUCGGAGCAACCCACAAAAAAGAGUUGAUCCUGAUUUCGGGAGUGGCAAAGGAUUGUCUGGAAUUAAAAGGCGAAAAACAAAAUCCAAAACUGAAACCCCAGUUGAACAAGAUUUCCCAACAGUGAAAGUUCAGAAAAAGGAUGACGAGAAUGUGAAAAAUAGAAAAGCUAAAGGUGGUACAAAUCUUUAG
Molecule: messenger RNA, 2070 nt
Organism: Papaver somniferum (opium poppy)
Lineage: Eukaryota; Viridiplantae; Streptophyta; Magnoliopsida; Ranunculales; Papaveraceae
Product: probable serine/threonine-protein kinase kinX
Exons: 8
Coding region: 1-2070 (689 amino acids)
Source: RefSeq, a predicted model, not a curated record